Molecule: messenger RNA, 728 nt
Organism: Aethina tumida (small hive beetle)
Lineage: Eukaryota; Metazoa; Arthropoda; Insecta; Coleoptera; Nitidulidae
Exons: 3
Coding region: 122-484 (120 amino acids)
Source: RefSeq, a predicted model, not a curated record
AAAAGGAUAUUAUAUAAAACAAUAUAAAUGCAAUAACAAUGAAUGGUGCUGGUCAAUUGAUUAUUGUCUUACAAUUUAUUCAAUUUGACAUAGUGUCACAGCCAUCAAUUUAAUCAGAGUCAUGAGAUCCACCGCAGAAUUAUGGAUGUCGAUGCUUGACAAAAUUCCUCUUAGUGGUCUCUUCAAAACCAAGGAUAAAUGCCAUCUUCCUCAAAGCGGUGGAGGUGUACCAAGAAAAGGCUUCACACUGUAUGGUAACAGACCUAUGAAGUUCCCAUACACGUUUACUGCCAAAAUGGUACAAUUCCCGUAUCAGUUCCAUUACAAUACCAAUUGGUACUUCAAGUACUACUCCUGGGCUGUCAUUGCUUCUUUGCCAGUUUUCUUCUACCUUGAAAGAUUAAGCAAGGCUCCAGAAAACGUUAAGAAAUGGGAGGAAAUAAAGCGUAAGGAAGAAAAGGAACUUCAUGAAAAAUGGGAUUGAUUUUAAUGAAAAUUUUAGACAAUUUUAGUUGUAGUAACAACCAAUUUUUGUAUAGUGGUGUCAUGUCUGGUAAAUUUUAAUUGGCUAGUCCCUCAUGGAUGGUCACAUAUUUUUUUUAUUUUUAUGAAAUGUGUUUUUCCUUUCGCAUUGUAGCUACUUGAAUUUUAGUACGAUACUAAUUUUUUUUAGAACAUUUUGUCUCCUUUGUCAGCAUAUACAAAUAUUCAAUAAAGAUUUAUUUUUA